Messenger RNA from Nanorana parkeri, 671 nucleotides. Its product is annotated as ETS-related transcription factor Elf-5-like. The record is from RefSeq and is a predicted model, not a curated record. Gene Ontology annotation, cellular component: nucleus. Gene Ontology annotation, biological process: cell differentiation; regulation of transcription by RNA polymerase II. Lineage: Eukaryota; Metazoa; Chordata; Amphibia; Anura; Dicroglossidae. Bases 35 to 631 code for a protein of 198 amino acids. The transcript is spliced from 5 exons. Gene Ontology annotation, molecular function: DNA-binding transcription factor activity, RNA polymerase II-specific; sequence-specific DNA binding.
GCAUGCAGAGGGAGGCUGCUGAAGAUCCGGCAAGAUGUACCACACUGCAACUGUGCCAUUCACCAUCCUGACCAAUCUGACAGCUGAACCAAUCCUGACCAAUCUGGGCUGCAGCACCAACCAGCCAUGGUUAACAGACCUGUUAGACACAGUGACAACACGCAGAAGGAAUUUGGACCAACAGGUUUUACAGGAGGAUGCAGAGACUGAGACUGCAGUCUGUGGUGAGCACAAUAAGGCAUUGCCUGACUCUGAGGAAACAGGAAUUUCAGAACUGAAAGCAUCGCAAGAGACUCGGAGAAAGAACAGCCACAGGGGAAACAAAGGAAGCAGGACAAACCAAAGCGUGCACCUCUGGGAGUUUGUACGUGACCUUUUGCUGAGUCCACAGAAGAACCAAGAGGCAGUGCGAUGGGAGAACCGUAAGGAAGGAACGUUCCGUGUCGUUAAGUCUGACAUGUUCGCCCAGUUAUGGGGAGAGCAGAAGAAGAACAAAUGUAUGAAUUAUGAGAAGCUAAGCCGGGCCCUAAGGCAUUACUAUAAGUCCGGUAUUCUGGAACGAGUAGACGGGAGACUAACUUACAAAUUUGGGAAGAAAGCUCAUGGGUGGAAAGAAGACUCUACUACAUAAUGAUCUAUAAAGACAAGCAGUGGCGGUAUCAAAAAGAAUU